AUGGGCUCCGUCAGCCAAAUCCCUCCCGCGCACGAGGGCGACUACCCGCCACGGGGCGAUCUGCGCAAGAUGAUGGCGGCGCAGCCGCUGCCCGUCGUGGCCGCCGGGACAGUCGACCCCGCUUCCAUGGCGGGCGACGCGCCAAGCCAGCGGGCGACUGCCGUGCUGAGCGCGUUCAACGCCGCCGUGGCCGCGGGUGAUGCCGCGGCGCUCGCGAGCUGCUUCCUGGCCGAGCAGGCGUACUGGCGCGACCAGCUGGCGCUGACGUACCACCUGCGCAGCUUCACCACGCCCGCCGUCAUCGCCGCGAGCCUCUUGGAGACCGAGGCGCUGAGGGGCGUGCCUGAGGGGUUCAAGCUCCAGGAGGAGGCGCGCUACAUCCCCAUAUCGGAGACUCUACAAUUCAUGUCGUGUCCGAUUGCCUUCAAGACAACGUCGCCAGCGGCCACGGCGAGCGGAAGCAUGCUACUAGUGCCCGUAAAAACAGACGGGGUAGUCGAGUGGAAGGUUUGGGUCCUGGUCACGGUGCUCGACAACUUCGACGUGCAGCCCGAGGACGAGUCGCUGCUUCAGUCCCCAGGCAGACAGCUCGACGGUCUAGAGACGAUCGACACGGACGUCCUCAUCAUCGGGGGUGGGAAUGCUGCGGUCACUCUCGCCGCGCGCCUCAAGGCUCUCGGCGUUGAAAGCGUCAUGAUGGAGCGGAAUGCCCGGCCCGGGGAUAACUGGGCUCUCCGCUACGACAGCAUGCGAUUCCACCUCCCGACUUCGUCCUGCGAGCUGCCCUUCUUGUCUUACGGCGAAAAGCUCCAGACACCACACUUGCUCUUGCGCGAUGAAUUGGCAGAGCAAGUGAAGCGAUAUGUGGCGACAUUCAACCUCGACGCCAUCUACUCGGCCACGAUCCGGUCCACAACCUACGACCCGGAAAAGAAGCAGUGGGAAGUGCGGUUCGAGACCCCCGAUGCCCUGCGCACAGCCCUCGCGAAGCACGUCGUGCAAGCAACGGGAAUCUCGUCGCAGAAGCCGUACCUCCCCCCGAUGGCCGACAGCAGCCUGUACAAGGGCGUCAGCAUCCACUCGGUGGCAUACAAGAAUGCCCACGAGCUGACAGGCGCCGGGGCCAAGGCAAGCUCUUCGGUGCUAGUCAUCGGCUCGGCCAACACGGCGUUCGACGUGCUGGGCGACUGCCACUCGGCCGGCCUCGACACAACCAUGGUCGUUCGCUCACCUACCUACCUACUACCGGCCGAUUACGUCUUCGACCCGCACGCCACGGGCGCCUACGACAUCCACGGCGUAGCAAUUGUAGACCGGCAGUUCAACACGAUGCCGGCAUGCGUGGACGGGCACCUCGUGCGGGGCCGGUUCGCGGCCAUGGCGGCGCGGGAGCCGGAGCGGUACCGCGCGGUGGCGGCGGCGGGGUUCCCCGUGGUCGACAGCGCGCACCCCGACGCCAGCAUCCUGCACAACCUGAUCGAGCGCGGCGGCGGGCACUACAUCGACGUCGGCGGGUCGGCACUGCUGGCCGAGCGCAAUGUCGGCGUCAAGGCGGGCGUCGAGCCCGUCGCGUUCACGGCGACGGGGCUGCGCUUCUCGGACGGUAGCGAGCUGGACGCUGACGCCGUCAUCUGGUGCACCGGGUUCAGCGACAAGAAUGUGCGCGACACGGCGGCUGAGGUUCUCGGGGGCGGCGACGGGCCGGCUGCAGAGGGCAAGCUCGGUCCCCGCGAGAUCGCUGCCAGGUUGGAUGGCACGUGGGGCGUCGACGUCGAGGGCGAGAUCCGCGGCAUGUGGAAGCGCCAGAGCCGGCUCGACAGCUACUGGGUCAUGGGCGGCCAUACGCAGUACCACCGCUGGCACUCGCACACGCUCGCCAUGCAGAUCAAGGCGGCGGUCGACGGCUUCCUCCCGCCGGCAUAUCGGGACACGCCUGGAAAGUGA
Messenger RNA from Lasiosphaeria miniovina, 1944 nucleotides. RefSeq lists its product as uncharacterized. The record is from RefSeq and is a predicted model, not a curated record. Lineage: Eukaryota; Fungi; Ascomycota; Sordariomycetes; Sordariales; Lasiosphaeriaceae. The transcript has 6 exons. Gene Ontology annotation, molecular function: flavin adenine dinucleotide binding; monooxygenase activity. The coding region runs from base 1 to 1944 and encodes 647 amino acids.